AAGUCGCGUCUUCCAUAACAUCCCUUCAAGCGGGAUUGUUUGUUGCUGACCGCUGACACAAAAACUUCUGUAACAGUCUCAAAUAGCUGCUUUUUAUUUAGAAGACAUGGCCCUACCGACUGAAACGGAUUUACUACCUAGCCUUGCAUGUUUGAAAAAUGUUGAUGCCUUGCUUCGGUGUCCCAUUUGCUUCGACUUCCUCAAUAUUUCAAUGAUGACUAAAUGUUCUCACAACUUUUGCUCCUUGUGCAUCAGAAAGUUUUUUUCAUAUAAGUUGCUGUGUCCAGUUUGCAAUGCACAAGCAACGGAACAAGAUCUGAGAAACAACCGUUUAUUGGAUGACUUGGUAGUAAACUUUCAAACUGCAAGGCAGCAUUUUUCAAAAGCUACUUUUGACUCUCCUCCAAUAUCGCCAAAGACCCCUGUCUCAGCUGUCAAAUGCAAAACUCCCAGAGAGAAGGUCCAGAAGUGUAGCAAUUCUGUUUUGAGUCACUUUUUCCAGAAGAGGCCCAAAACAUCUCCCACUAAAGAAACACAGCAAGAUGGUUCAGUUUCUCAUUGUGUUAAACAAGGAAAAGUACAGAAUGCACACACCAACAAUGGAAAUGAUGCCGACCUCAAUUCAGUUACUGGUCAAGGUCCAGUAAAUGUGAAGGAGGAGCCGAUGGAUGUGGGUGAGACCUCUUUCCAGGGGUUGAUGUCAAUCAAACAAGAGGACACAGGCUCGACCAGUAUGGGGACUUGGGAUGAGACUGCACAUUCCUCUUCACCAUCAAAAGAACCCGUAAUCAAAGUGGACUGCCCUGUGUGUUCUGUAAGUGUGUCUCAGAAAUUUAUCAACCAUCAUCUAGACACAUGUCUUUCCAGAGGAGAGAAGAAGGAAAGCUUAAGGAGCUCACUUGGCAAGGCGAGGCGCCCAAUGGGGAAGGUGGUGUACAACCUGCUUUCCAUGCAGGAAUUGAAGAGAAGGCUAAAGGAAUGCCAUCUGUCAGUGCAGGGCUCCCGAGACCAGCUGAUCAAAAGACACCAGGAUUUUGUCCAUAUUUACAAUGCCCAGUGUGACUCCAUAAACCCCAAAGCAGCUGAAGAUGUUGCCAAAGAGGUGGAGGCCAAUGAGAAGAUCAGAAAUCAGCUAAAGAAGAAAACCAAACAUGUUAUGAUUUUCUCAAAGAAUCAGUCGGAGACGGAGAUUGAUGAGUUGCAUUCAAAUUAUAGGAAGCAGAACAGCAAUGACUUCUCUCGCCUGGUUGCCCAGGUCAGGAGUCGCCUUGAGACCACCAGGCAGACGCGAAUCAAACAGGACGACAUUGAGGAAGAAAAGGAUGCACUGAAAACACACUCUGCAGAUCAAGUUGCAGAAUCAAAGAGUUAUUUAGAGAUCAAGGUAGAAGAUGACGAGGUUGAUGAGGAGCCAUCUGCGAGAGGGAUUGAAUUGUCACCCAGCCCCGCUAACAGUGAUGUGUCCAUCAGCAGUUCUGUGUCAGACAUCUUUGGUCCAGAGCCAGGCAGAAACCACGAGUCUGCUGGUGAAUGGCAGAGGAAGAGAAGGCGAGACUUAGGUGCCUGGGGGAAUACCUUGGAAGACUGGGCGGCCGAGGACUCGAGCGAGGAUCCCUCGGAGACCGAAGUGUCCACCUCCUCAUCUGCACCUUCUGCUGAAAACCGCAUCACACCUGGGCAAAGACUUACGGAAAAAACUCCUGCCAAAAAGCGAACAUCCAGCUCCAGAGAAACCGAUCACACUUCAUCAACUAAUCUGGGAAAACGCUGCCGUAAAACGUAAGGAGAGACAGAAGACUGGUGAAGGAGAGAGAAAAGACAGGUCUCUCGCUUACCAGUAAACCUUUGACUGACUUUGAAGCGCAUCAUGCAGUGAUUUUCAUGCACAUUUCCUGUCUGGUAUUUCCAUGUUUCUUUAUGUUUCUUUUUAUACAUUUUUAACAGUUUAAAUAAUGUUUAGUAUAAUUGUUUAGCAUGAUGAACCGUGGCCUUCAGUAUUUCAUUAGAUUAUGGAGAUCCUCUACCUCAGGAGUGAAAGGAUUAUAAUAUCAAUACUUGAAUUUUUUUCAACACAACUUUCCACCACAGCGUUUGAAAGAUUUGAUUUGGGUUUGUUAGUUAU
This is a messenger RNA of Scomber japonicus (chub mackerel), 2122 nucleotides long. It is a transcript of the gene rad18, whose product is annotated as RAD18 E3 ubiquitin protein ligase. The transcript is spliced from 15 exons. The coding region runs from base 107 to 1783 and encodes 558 amino acids. Gene Ontology annotation, molecular function: single-stranded DNA binding; ubiquitin protein ligase activity. NCBI's taxonomy places the organism in Eukaryota, Metazoa, Chordata, Actinopteri, Scombriformes, Scombridae. The record is from RefSeq and is a predicted model, not a curated record. Gene Ontology annotation, biological process: DNA damage tolerance; protein monoubiquitination. Gene Ontology annotation, cellular component: nucleus; Rad6-Rad18 complex.